This is a messenger RNA of Apodemus sylvaticus (European woodmouse), 4778 nucleotides long. RefSeq names its product protocadherin beta-18. NCBI's taxonomy places the organism in Eukaryota, Metazoa, Chordata, Mammalia, Rodentia, Muridae. The record is from RefSeq and is a predicted model, not a curated record. Bases 139 to 2547 code for a protein of 802 amino acids. The transcript has 2 exons. Gene Ontology annotation, cellular component: plasma membrane. Gene Ontology annotation, molecular function: calcium ion binding. Gene Ontology annotation, biological process: homophilic cell-cell adhesion.
ACGGAGGAGGGGGAAACGCUGAGGCUGCUCACGACAGAAGAAGGAAAAAUAUAUCCUAGACCCUUGCAGCUAGGUGGAACAUCUGAGGUGUAUGAUUGCUGGAAGCUGUGGCUGAGACCUGUAGUAAGAAAAGAAGAAAUGGCAGUCAGAGGACCAUGCUUCUCCAGACAAAGGCAAGUGCUAUUUCUCUUCCUGUUUGUGGGACUGGGUUUGGCAGGAUCUGAGUUUGGACGGUAUUCGGUGACUGAGGAAACAGAAAGGGGAUCAUUUGUGGCGAAUCUAGCAAAGGAUCUGGGGCUAGGGGUGGAAGCGCUGGCUGCAAAGAGAACUAGAGUGAUUUUUGAUGAUCACAAACAGCACUUGUUUCUGGAAGCUCACACUGGAGAUUUGCUCACAAAGGAGAAACUGGACCGGGAGAAGCUAUGUGGCUCCACAGAGCCCUGCGUGCUGCAUUUCCAAAUUUUAAUGGAUAACCCCUUUCAGAUUUACCGGGCUGAGCUGAGAAUUCUGGAUAUAAAUGACCACUCACCCAUAUUCCAGGACAAAAAGAUGAUUUUAAAAAUACUAGAAAACACAGCUGUGGGGACAACAUUUCGAUUAGAAAGAGCACAAGACUCAGAUGGUGGGAGGAAUGGUAUCCAAAACUACACCAUCAGCCCCAACUCUUUCUUUCAUAUUGUCAUUCGUGUCAGCGAUGAAGGGAUGAUAUAUCCAGAGCUUGUGCUAGACAAAGCUCUGGAUUGGGAGGAGCAGCCAGAGUUCAGUUUAACACUCACAGCACUUGAUGGUGGGUCUCCGUCCAGGUCCGGGACAGCCACUAUACAUAUUCUGGUUAUGGAUAUCAAUGAUAAUGCCCCACAGUUUCCCCAAGAACUUUAUGAAACCCAGGCUCCAGAAAACAGCCCAGUAGGCCUUAUUGUCAUUAAAGUAACUGCAGAAGAUGUAGACUCCGGAGUCAAUGCAGAAAUAUCCUAUUCAUUUUUUGAUGCUUCCGAAGAUAUUCGAGCAACCUUUCAAAUCAAUCCUUUCUCUGGGGAAAUCACUCUCAGAGCCUUGCUUGACUAUGAGUUCAUAAAGUCCUAUAAGUUAAAUGUACAGGCUGUUGAUGGUGGGGGCCUUUCGGCAAGAUGUACCGUUCUAGUUCAGGUUAUAGACAUUAAUGACAACCCCCCUGAACUGAUCAUGUCAUCACUUGUCAACGAAGUUGUUGAGAACUCACCUGAAACCGUGCUGGCAGUUUUUAGGAUUAAUGACAGAGACUCUGGAGAGAAUGGGAGAAUGGUUUGCUACAUUCAAGAAAAUCUGCCUUUCCUUCUAAAACCUUCUGUAGACAAUUUUUACAUCCUAAUGACAGAAGGAGCACUGGACAGAGAGAGCAGAGCUGAAUACAACAUUACCAUCACUGUCUCAGACCUGGGCACACCCAGGCUCACAACCCAGCACACCAUAACAGUGCAGGUGUCUGACAUCAACGACAACGCCCCUGCCUUCACCCAAACCUCCUACACCCUGUUCGUCCGCGAGAACAACAGCCCCGCCCUGCACAUAGGCACCAUCAGUGCCACAGACUCAGACUCAGGCUCCAAUGCCCACAUCACCUACUCACUGCUGCCACCCCACGACCACCAGCUGGACCUCGACUCGCUCAUCUCCAUCAACGCUGACAAUGGGCAGCUGUUCGCACUCAGGGCGCUGGACUAUGAGGCCCUGCAGACCUUCGAGUUCCAUGUGGGCGCCACAGACCUAGGCUCACCUGCGCUCAGCAGCCAGGCUCUGGUGCACGUGGUGGUUCUGGACGACAAUGACAAUGCACCCUUCAUGCUCUACCCGAUGCAGAACGCCUCUGCACCCUGCACUGAGCUGCUGCCCAGGGCAGCGGAGCCCGGCUACCUGGUCACCAAGGUGGUGGCUGUGGACAGCGACUCUGGCCAGAAUGCCUGGCUGUCCUUCCAGCUGCUCAAGGCCACGGAGCCCGGGCUGUUCAGCGUGUGGGCGCACAAUGGCGAGGUGCGCACCACCAGGCUGCUGAGCGAGCGCGAUGUGCCCAAGCACCGGCUGGUGCUGCUGGUCAAGGACAAUGGCGACCCUCCGCGCUCUGCCAGUGUCACUCUGCACGUGCUAGUGGUGGAUGGCUUCUCUCAGCCCUACCUGCCUCUGCCUGAAGUGGCGCGCGACCUCACUCAAGGGGAAGAGGAUGUGCUCACGCUGUACUUGGUCAUCGCCUUGGCAUCUGUGUCUUCUCUCUUCCUCUUAUCUGUGCUGCUGUUCGUGGGGGUGAGGCUGUGCAGGAGGGCCAGGGCGGCCUCGCUGGGUGGCUGCUCUGUGACUGAGGGACACUUUCCUGGCCACCUUGUGGACAUCAGCGGAACAGGAACGCUGUCCCAGAGCUACCAAUAUGAGGUGUGUAUGAUGGGAGGUAGUGGGACAAAUGAGUUCAGAUUCUUGAAGCCAGUUCCCCCCAAUUUACAGCCCCAGUUUCCUGGGAAAGAAAGGGAGGAAAGUCCUACUUUGCGCAAUAGUUUGGGGUUAUUUAGUGACUGUAAUUGAUGUUGUAUUUCAUUUUGUGGUUCUUCCACAGUAAUGUGUAUUUCUCCGAAUUUGCAUGAUCUUCAAAUCUAGUGUUUGCAUUUUAUUAUGUCCCUCCCACUUUUCAAUUUAUGCCAGAGCUUGUAAUAAGAUCGUAAUUUAUUCUGCAACCCAUUCUGUCGAUGACCUAACUUGUAAAUAAUUUACCCCGCCCCACUUCCCAUCUGUCUUUUCCAGCUCUUUGACUUGCACUUUUGCUUAUCAUGAAAUAAACAGACCAUUUUAGGAGUAGUUAAAAUUUUCAAGCAUAUAUUUUGUUGACUCUCCUUUUCGAGUUUUUCUUGUGGCUUGUUAUUAUGGGUGCUAUUUUCAAGUAACUUUAGUUUUUAAAGCACCCUAGUUUGUUUCUACUCAUUAUAUUGAUUGCAUUGGAAAAUCUAUACUGUGAUACAACCAUUAGGUCUGCUGAGAAGGAGUCAAUAGUGGGUCUGGGUACAACUCAGUGAUAGAUCCCCAGAUAGAUCAAAACACAUAAUAAAAAAGUAGGGAAAGGUAGUGAUCUUUUUUUUUGUGUGUGACCUUAUUACACUAUGUUAUGUGUCCUGGACGAUGGCUUCAGAGGGACAUGAAUACUGUGGUUACUUAUAAAAUCUUGAAAUAUGAGGCCUUAAUUUUACAAAUGUCUCCCUAACUUCACAAGGACAGAAUGUGCAAUCCAGGUGUAAGAAAGGGCACCUAGACAAUAGUUUGAAUGGGAGAAAGCAAGCCUAUGAGAUAAUAUAUAAUUUUACAUAUGUUCUCCAUGAAAUCAAAGAACAUGCACUGAGUACUAAUUCACAAGUAUAGACAUUUGCUGUGUGUAUUAUGCAACAUUCAGAUCUAAUAGGAAGAUUACAUAGUCUAUUGUAAGCUUGAAAUUUCCUUAUUCUAUGCUUGAAUUUCCUGAUAUGGUCAAAAGCCACUGAGUCUAUCUCAGACUUCACUGAAGAGCAGCAUCCAAAAGUGUGUUGACCACAUUUUUUAGUGUAUGAACAUGUCAUGUUCUAACUUAACAAAAAUAAGUUAAAACCACCACAGAGGGGAGAGUUUCAUCUUGUGUAGAGAAGGACCAGCCUAUAAUGGUUCUUGCCCUUAAUGGUCUGACAAUACUGGGGAAUGUAAUUUUGUGAUAUACGCGUAGUACAUAUGCAAUUACAGGGAAAAGGUGAUGGUCGGGAGAGGACAUUUCCUGUGAAUGUCCUGACAAGUCUAAAGUCUGCAUGUCCAGGAAAAUGAGAGACGAUGAGCAUUGUGGAGAUGUAAAGACGUGACAGCAAGGAUGUGAGGGGAACUAAGCGAGGACGCCCUGUCCCGUGGGCUAGAGUCAGCAUCAAUGCCAGACAGGAUCUUUCAAAGAAACUGAACACUCUGCUAGUUAACUAAUUUUAAUUAGUUACUUAAAAUCCCUCCCAUAUCCAAGACAACCCAGUGUUUAUACUUUUUUGGAACCUACCAUUUCAUUAUCAGUCCUUCAAACUAUGGAAUCUUUUCAUGCAGGGAAAAUGUGCAUAUGGGCUAAUUAAGUUUGGUUUCUUACUUUGGAAAGUAGAAUUUGGAGACAGAAAGUGUUUUGGCAGUUGUCUAAGGUUGGGAAAUGUGUAGGGAUAGAGAGUAGUUGGGUACAAUUUAUGUGGGGAAUAAAUAAGAAAUGAUUUUAAAUUAGAAAUACUGCCGAUAGUUGUACAAUUCUACAACUCUAGGAAUAACCACUGAACUGUAUAUAUAGUUCAAGUGUGUGAGAUACUGUGAUGUCUCUCAACAAUGAUAUUCAAAGCAAUAAAGAACAACUCUAGAAUCCUAUGGUUCCAAGUAAGCUAGGUCUUAUCUAAACCACCCAGGCAGAAGAGCCCAAAGACAGAAAAGCAGACACAACAGAAGGUCCAGGUAAUUGUCUUGUUGCUUCAAGCUUUUCCAGACAUAUGAGCAUCAAGACUUCUCUAUUUUUGAAGGAAUUGUGUGUUUCCUAACUCUAGUGGAGAGCAGCCAAGACUUCACUUGGGGAACUCCUAUGCUCACAUACAAGUAACUAACCAAUCUUCUAAAAUGUGAACUUUUCAGGAGUCAGUCUCUGGGCAAAUUACAACUGGAGAAUAAAAGUUACUAUUACAUUAACCAAGGAUAGUUUCAUUUUCUUUGCAACCAUUCUACUGAAAAUUCUAUUUUAAAGGUUACAAAUAAUGUCUAUAUAUACUAAAUGAUAUUAUAUCGUCAAA